UGUUCUCCAUGCAGAGCGGUCCUCGGCUGCAACAGUACAAUCAUAAUCAGCAGUUUCAACAACAGCAACAGCAACAGGUUCAAUUUUUCUGUAUAAUGAUGACUCACUGAGUCUGCAGUCGGAUUUUGUAGGCGCUGUUGCUGCUGCAUCCGCUUCUGCUUCUUCUUCUUCUUCUUCUGCUGCUGGUGCCUUGUCUAAUCUUAAGCUCUCUAACGGUUUGCAUUCCAAUGAAGUUGAUGACAACACACUCAUGGCACUUGCUCAUCAAAACUACAAGGCUGGGAGCUACAAGCAUGCUUUAAAACACAGCAGUGCAGUUUAUGAGAGGAACCCGUGUCGUACUGAUAACCUUCUUCUCCUGGGUGCAAUUCAUUAUCAGUUGCAUAAUUAUGAUCAAUGCAUUGUGAAGAAUGAAGAAGCUCUUAGAAUUGAUCCACACUUUGCGGAGUGCCAUGGGAAUAUGGCAAAUGCUUGGAAGGAUAAAGGCAAUAUCGAUACUGCAAUCCGGUAUUAUUUGUUUGCAAUUGAGCUUCGACCUAAUUUUGCUGAUGCAUGGUCAAAUUUAGCAAGUGCGUACACCCGGAAAGGGAGACUUAAUGAGGCAGCCCAAUGUUGCCGCCAAUCGCUUUCAUUAAAUCCUCGUUUGGUUGAUGCUCACAGUAAUCUUGGCAAUUUAAUGAAAAUUCAAGGAUUUGUGCAAGAGGCUUACAAUUGCUACCUUGAGGCAUUACGUAUACCACCGAAUUUUGCAAUUGCAUGGUCCAAUCUUGCUGGGCUUUUCAUGGAGGCUGGUGACCUUAACAAAGCACUUCAAUACUACAAGGAAGCUGUGAGACUUAAACCAACAUUUUUUGACGCCUACCUAAACCUUGGAAAUGUUUAUAAGGCUUUGGGAAUGCCUAAAGAGGCAAUUUUAUGCUAUCAACGAGCUCUUCAGGUGCGACCGGAUUAUGCUAUGGCCUAUGGCAAUUUGGCUAGUAUUUAUUUUGAACAACGUAACCUGGAUAUGGUUAUUCUCAACUACAAGAGAGCCAUUGCUUUUGACUCAGGAUUCUUGGAGGCAUAUAACAACUUGGGUAAUGCUUUGAAAGAAGCCGGAAGAGUUGAUGAAGCAAUGCAAUGCUAUAGGCAAUGUCUUGCCCUGCAACCUAACCAUCCUCAGGCACUUACAAACCUAGGAAAUAUAUAUAUGGAAUGGAAUAUGUUGAGUGCUGCUGCUUCAUGCUACAAGGCAACUUUAUCUGUAACUGCAGGACUUUCUGCUCCUUUCAACAAUUUAGCAAUCAUUUACAAACAGCAGGGUAAUCUAGCAGAUGCUAUAUCUUGUUACACCGAAGUUCUUCGUAUUGAUCCUACGGCUGCUGAUGCAAUUGUCAACCGAGGGAAUACAUAUAAGGAGAGUGGAAGAGUAAAUGAAGCCAUUCAAGACUACAUACGGGCAAUUAACAUUAGGCCUGCAAUGGCUGAAGCACAUGCCAAUUUGGCUUCAGCUUACAAGGACAGUGGGCAUGUUGAGGCUGCGAUAAAAAGCUACAAGCAGGCACUGGUUCUUCGUCCUGAUUUUCCCGAAGCAACCUGUAACCUUCUGCAUACAUUACAGUGUGUUUGCGAAUGGGAGGAUCGGGAGAAUAAGUUUAUUGAAGUAGAAGGCAUACUCAGGAGACAAAUUAAGACGUCAGCUAUUCCUAGUGUGCAGCCUUUCCAUGCAAUAGCCUAUCCUAUUGAUCCAAUGCUUGCACUAGAUAUCAGUCGUAAAUAUGCAGCACACUGCUCUGUUAUUGCUUCCCGUUAUUCCCUAUCUCCUUUCAACUAUCCUGCACCCUUUCCUGGUGAGAGUGGCAAUGGACGCCUUAGGGUGGGAUAUGUGAGUAGUGAUUUUGGUAACCAUCCCCUAUCUCAUCUUAUGGGCUCAGUGUUUGGAAUGCACAACAGAGAAAAUGUCGAGGUGUUUUGCUAUGCAUUGAGUCCAAAUGACAGAACAGAGUGGAGGUUGCGUAUACAGUCAGAAGCAGAACACUUCAUAGAUGUAUCAUCUAUGUCCUCUGAUAUGAUUGCAAAGAUGAUAAAUGAGGACAAAAUACAAAUUCUUGUCAAUCUUAAUGGUUAUACUAAGGGAGCAAGAAAUGAAAUAUUUGCAAUGCAACCUGCUCCUAUUCAGAUUUCUUACAUGGGAUUUCCUGGGACUACUGGUGCAUCAUAUAUACACUAUUUGGUCACUGAUGAGUUUGUUUCACCUCUUUGCUUUUCUCAUAUCUACUCUGAGAAGCUUGUACACCUUCCUCAUUGUUACUUUGUAAAUGACUAUAAACAGAAAAAUCUUGAUGUCUUGCAUCCAAACUGCCUGCCCAAGAGAUCUGAUUAUGGGCUACCAGAAGACAAAUUUAUCUUUGCAUGUUUCAAUCAGCUGUACAAGAUGGAUCCUGACAUUUUCAGCACAUGGUACAAUAUUCUUAAGCGGGUUUCAAAUAGUGCUCUUUGGCUGCUUCGAUUCCCUGCUGCUGGGGAAAUGAGACUUCGUGCAUAUGCAACUCAACAGGGUGUGCAGCCUGAUCAGAUUAUUUUCACUGAUGUUGCUAUGAAAAGUGAAAAUAUAAGACGCAGUGCCUUGGCAGAUCUCUUCCUUGAUACACCGUUAUGCAAUGCACACACAACAGGCACAGAUGUUCUAUGGGCUGGACUUCCAAUGGUGACCCUUCCGCUUGAAAAGAUGGCAACUAGAGUUGCUGGUUCACUGUGUUUGGCUACUGGCGUUGGUGAGGAGAUGAUUGUCAGCAGUUUGAAAGACUAUGAAGAGAAAGCUGUCUCACUUGCUCUCAAUCGGCCAAAGCUCCAAGAUCUUUCGAAUAAGCUCAAAGCAGCCAGAAUGACUUGCCCUCUUUUCGACACAGCACGCUGGGUGAGGAGCCUCGAACGGGCCUACUUUAAGAUGUGGAAUCUGUACCGAUCAGGUCAGCAACCGCAACAUUUUAGAGUAACAGAGAAUAAUGAAGAAUAUCCUUAUGAUAGAUAGGUGUUGGCAUUGCAGGUAAGUUGUUAUUAUGAUAAGCUAGAAAAGAUUGUUCAGGUGUUAGGGCUUGGUAUUGUUAAUCUAGAAAGUUAUUUGUACUGGAAACUCACUUUUAAACUGUUAAGAUAACCUAUGUCGAAAUGUUAACAA
Molecule: messenger RNA, 3157 nt
Organism: Hibiscus syriacus
Lineage: Eukaryota; Viridiplantae; Streptophyta; Magnoliopsida; Malvales; Malvaceae
Product: probable UDP-N-acetylglucosamine--peptide N-acetylglucosaminyltransferase SEC
Exons: 29
Coding region: 251-3010 (919 amino acids)
Biological process (GO): protein O-linked glycosylation
Molecular function (GO): protein N-acetylglucosaminyltransferase activity; protein binding
Source: RefSeq, a predicted model, not a curated record